GAUUCACACCGAGGAUUGCCAUCAAAGGCCAUGGAUCUCGCCACACGGCUGUUCACCAUUCUGCAAAACCCGCAGUUGGUUGCCAGUUUUCAAAAUUUUUGCGGGGUCGACAGUCAGGAGACAAAGACACGGGUCAGAACUCAGAAAAAAGACUUGUUGUCCACUCGUUCAUCCAAAGUAGACGACCAGAACAAUUGUGCACAAUGCCAGCAUCGCGAGUCCAUUUAUUUGGCGAACGGUUGUGAAAGUAAUGGAAACACGGGUCAGUUAAGAGGAAAUGGGAGGUUGGUCAGUGAAGGAAGCGUCAUCGCCAAGAGGCACCCCGACGAUAACCACAAACUAACGCCGUGCAAAUGCGACCAGCCGCAUGAAAACGGCGUACCAGUCACGAACGGGUCAGUGCCACUAGUUGAGAAAGUCGAGGAGAUCGUAAACGGAGAGCUAACCGAUGAUGUCACCAAUAUACUCGAGCCAGAACAUUGGACAAAUUUUGAAUAUGACUACACUGUUAAGUACAAUAUUCUGUACUACGUUUUUAAGCUCGCCUCAGGUGUGGGAAAUGAGACAUUUUUCACUCUUUUCUUUCCUUAUGUCAUUUGGAACAUGGAUAGUUGCGUUGGAAGGCGGAUGAGUAUGGUGUGGUUUUAUAUAAUGUACGUUGGACAGGCCAUGAAAGAUUUGAUAAAGCUGCCACGCCCGGCAUCCCCACCUGUUAUACGAUUGGAGAAGAGAUACGAGUAUGAGUAUGGCAUGCCUUCCACUCAUGCCAUGAUUGGGUUGGCUUUCCCGUUUUCAUUAUUGACCAUAAUGUACUGGCGUUAUCCAAAUGAGGUGAGGAAAUGGGCCAUUUUGUGAAUUGAAUUUGUAUACACCUUUUAGCUUUAAGUAUUAUUUACUUGCACAUGCAACUUUGUGUAGACCUACAAUGUUUGUUACAGGUUUGAAUCACCAUUCAUCAUGGCAUAAUAAGCCUAAUCAGCAUUUAAAGGGUCUUGGGAGUUUAACAGAUUUA
This is a messenger RNA of Liolophura sinensis, 1012 nucleotides long. RefSeq names its product sphingosine-1-phosphate phosphatase 1-like. The record is from RefSeq and is a predicted model, not a curated record. Gene Ontology annotation, molecular function: sphingosine-1-phosphate phosphatase activity. The transcript has a single exon. Gene Ontology annotation, cellular component: endoplasmic reticulum membrane. Bases 31 to 855 code for a protein of 274 amino acids. Lineage: Eukaryota; Metazoa; Mollusca; Polyplacophora; Chitonida; Chitonidae. Gene Ontology annotation, biological process: sphingosine metabolic process.